This is a messenger RNA of Neolamprologus brichardi, 5753 nucleotides long. RefSeq names its product glutamate receptor, metabotropic 5a (gene grm5a). Gene Ontology annotation, molecular function: G protein-coupled receptor activity. NCBI's taxonomy places the organism in Eukaryota, Metazoa, Chordata, Actinopteri, Cichliformes, Cichlidae. Gene Ontology annotation, cellular component: membrane. Gene Ontology annotation, biological process: G protein-coupled receptor signaling pathway. The record is from RefSeq and is a predicted model, not a curated record.
GUAGGAGGGGAGCCUGUCGUGUGCGUCAGUAAGUCAAGCAUGUUCCAAUAACGGGCAUUAUCUGCUGCUAUUUGCAGUGUGCUGUAACCAGGCAGUGCGCAGCGCUUUUUAUUUGUUAAAAAAUUGCUCCUUGGUGAUGGAAACGAUCUCAGAAGGAAUAUCAUCUGCACGGGCAGAAAUAAGGAAUCCAACCCUUGCCCUUGACUCUACAAGCACAAUGCCAAACGCAAAAUCCUCAGCUGAACCUCAGCUAUAAGUGGUCAGAAGAUGGCGGGAGGUGUAACGAGGGCCACGGGGAUGGGACACAUCCUGAAGUUGAAUGUGCGGUUGUUAGCGGUGGCUGUGCUACUGGGAACUGAUGUGAGCUGGCUGGGCUUGAAAGACCAGGUUGGGGUCAAUGCCCAGAACAACGAGAGAAGGGUAUUGGCACAUAUCCCUGGUGAUAUCAUCAUAGGAGCUCUGUUCUCUGUCCACCACCAACCACCUGCAGAUAAGGUCCAUGAGCGAAAGUGUGGUGCGGUCCGUGAGCAGUACGGGAUCCAGAGAGUGGAAGCCAUGAUGCACACUCUGGACCGAAUUAAUGCAGACCCCACCAUCCUUCCCAACAUCAGCCUGGGCUGCGAGAUCAGGGAUUCGUGCUGGCACUCUGCCGUGGCACUGGAACAGAGUAUUGAGUUUAUUCGGGACACACUAGUGUCAAGCGACGAGGAGGAGAGCCAGGGCAGAUGCACGGCAGAAGGAGGGAGCAUGCUUCUUCAGGGGAAGAAGCCUAUUGUGGGACUUAUUGGACCAGGUUCCAGCUCUGUGGCCAUCCAGGUGCAAAAUCUCCUCCAGCUCUUCAACAUCCCACAGAUAGCUUACUCAGCCACCAGCAUGGAUCUCAGUGACAAGAGCCUGUAUAAAUAUUUCAUGAGAGUAGUACCAUCAGAUAUGCAACAGGCCAGAGCAAUGGUGGACAUUGUCAAGAGAUACAACUGGAGCUACGUGUCUGCAAUACACACUGAAGGUAAUUAUGGUGAGAGCGGUAUGGAGGCAUUUAAAGACAUGGCAGCAAAAGAAGGGAUCUGCAUUGCCCACUCUGACAAGAUAUACAGCAACGCAGGGGAGCAAAACUUUGACAAGCUUUUGCAGAAACUCAGAGGCCAUCUACCCAAAGCCAGGGUUGUGGCUUGCUUCUGUGAGGGCAUGACAGUCCGAGGGAUACUGAUGGCCAUGAGACGACAACGCCUAGUGGGAGAGUUCGUCCUCGUCGGAAGCGAUGGCUGGGCUGACAGGUAUGAUGUGACUAAUGGCUACCAGAAGGAAGCAGCCGGGGGAAUCACUAUAAAGUUAAAGUCGGCGUAUGUGACCUGGUUUGAUGAUUACUACCUGAACCUGAAGCCUGACGCUAACCUGAGGAACCCCUGGUUCCCCGAGUUUUGGCAGCACCGCUUCCAGUGCAGGUUGAAGGGACAUCCACAGGAGAGCACUGCUUACAACCGCACUUGCACUUGGAGAGAGUCUCUGCGGCAUCAAUAUGCCCAAGACACCAAGAUGGGCUUUGUCAUAAAUGCCAUUUAUUCUAUGGCUUAUGGCCUACAUGCCAUGCAACAAGCACUUUGUCCAGGAUAUAAGGGUUUGUGUGAGAGCAUGCGUCCCAUUGAUGGUCGCAAGCUGCUAGAUUUCCUGAUGAAAACCAACUUUACUGGUGUAUCUGGGGAGGCCAUCCUCUUUGACCAGAACGGAGACUCACCCGGCAGGUAUGAAAUCAUGAACUUCAAGCAGACAGGUGAAGAUGAAUACGCUUACAUCCAUGUGGGAAGCUGGGAUCAGGGUGGCCUAAAGAUGAAUGAUGAAGAAAUCUGGAGCAACAACAGUGAAAUCAUCCAGUCAGUCUGCUCUGAGCCCUGCCAGAAGGCACAGAUUAAGGUGAUCCGUAAAGGAGAGGUGAGCUGCUGUUGGACCUGCACUCCCUGCAAAGAGAACGAGUUCGUGUUUGAUGAGUACACUUGCCGAGCCUGUGAGCUUGGCUCCUGGCCCACAGAUGACCUCACUGGUUGUGAGCCAAUUCCAGUGCAGUAUGUCCGCUGGGGGGAUCCAGAGCCCAUUGCUGCUGUAGUCUUUUCCUGCCUGGGCCUCAUGGCUACACUUUUUGUUACAUCUGUUUUCAUCAAGUUUUGGGACACUCCUGUGGUCAAGUCAUCCAGUCGGGAGCUCUGCUACAUUAUUCUGGCAGGAAUAUGUCUGGGCUACCUGUGUACUUUCAGUCUUAUCGCAAAGCCACACAUUGUCUAUUGCUACCUCCAGCGGCUGGGAAUCGGACUGUCCCCUGCCAUGAGCUACUCUGCUCUCGUCACCAAGACCAACCGCAUAGCACGGAUCCUGGCAGGCAGCAAAAAGAAGAUCUGUACCAAGAAACCGCGUUUUAUGUCCGCCUGCGCACAAUUGGUCAUCGCCUUCCUACUCAUACUCCUGCAGCUGGGGAUUAUUGUGGCACUUCUCAUCAUAGAGCCACCACAGGUGAUCUAUGAUUACCCCAGUAUCCGUGAGGUGCACUUGAUCUGCAAUCUGACCACUCUGGGGGUGGUAGCACCGCUGGGCUACAAUGGCCUGCUUAUCCUCAGCUGCACCUUCUACGCCUUCAAGACUCGUAAUGUACCAGCUAAUUUUAAUGAGGCCAAGUACAUUGCCUUCACCAUGUACACCACCUGUAUCAUCUGGCUGGCCUUUGUUCCAAUUUACUUUGGCUCCAACUACAAGAUCAUAACCAUGUGCUUUAGUGUCAGCCUCAGUGCCACAGUGGCUCUCUGCUGCAUGUUUGUCCCCAAGGUCUACAUCAUGCUCGCCAAGCCCGAGAAAAAUGUCCGCAGCGCUUUCACCACAUCCACAGUUGUGCGCAUGCAUGUGGGCGAUGCUAAGAAAGCUGCCAAAUCUGGCAAAUCUUCUAGCAGCAUGGCCAACUUGUUUCGACGCCGUGGCUCUACGCAGGACAACAUAAGUUCCAAUGGGAAAUCAGUUACAUGGACACAGAAUGAGCGUGGAUACAGACCAAACCUGUGGAAGAGGAUGUCAUUUCACGUGAAGAAAAAGGAUCCAGUCGAGGCAAAUCAGACAGCCAUCAUCAAGCCAUUCUCUAAAGAUGGGGAUACACCAGCAGACAACAGUGUCAAGGAGCAGUACGAUGAGCCACAGCUUUCUCAGUCUUUCACCUGCACACCCUCUCAGUCACCUUUGCCCACCAUCAGUCAGCAUGCAGCGAAGGCGGCGUGUCAUCAGGGAGGAGAGGAUGCCGAGGAUGCACAAGUUUUACCCACCUAUUUACCCGAGCACCCCGCUGGGGUGAGAAGAAGGGGCGGGGACAACAGCCAAAGUGUUGGUGCAUUGAAUGAUGGAGACAUUAGCAUCAUAGGAGUGGGUGACAUUGGCAUAGGGAUGAUUGGCGGCCAAACUCAGGGUACCACAAUCAUGGACCAGAUCAGUAGUGUGGUUAACCGUUUCACUGCCAACAUCAGUGAGCUGAAUACCAUGAUGCUGCCAGGGGGAGCCACCGUCAGCCCACCCUCCACCACUGCUCUGCCUGCUGCUACUGCAGAUACCACGGCGUGUCCACCUCAGUACCUCGCGCCCAGGAACAGACAGACACCCUCCACCGUCACCACAUAUGCGGAGGUAACAGCCGUCUCCAGUUUCUGCGAGAAUCGACCAGCGGGUAAGAUUUAUGAGCACCUGGCCGGGACUUGCGUGAGUAGCAGACGGGCCAAGGAUAUGGAGGAGCUCAUGGCUCUGACGCCUCCCUCUCCAUUUAGAGACUCAUCUCUGAGCUCCAAUGGCAGCUCUCCCCCUUCCCUGUCCCCUGCCUCUGAGGCUGAAUAUGACCAGCUGCUGCUGAGACAUUACAGCCAGAGCUCCUCCUCUCUUUAAACCUGCACCCCUCUCCCACAACUUAUUUUCCUUUUUUAAUCUUCUAUCCAGGGAGCAUUUUAAACUCCAAGAGACAAAACUUCCCACUGGACCAAUCUCUUUGAUGCCUUUCUUCGUGUGGAUAUUAUGAAUGUUUAAGGCUUUUUUUUAAUGAACAGAUGCUUAUUUUCAGAUUGCGACUGGGCACACCCACAUUGAGUACUGAAGGACAUAGAGAGGAAUACCAAUAGAAGGAUUUAAAAAAUUGGACCGAAAUAAACAUAAGGGCAUUUUAAAGACUUUUUACUGCUUUUCUGACAUGUUUCAAACUCAGUUUUAAACUCCAAAGACAACUUUGAUAAGCUGAAGAAAUGAAAAUCAAACAACAUUUUUUUUAAAUGGCUAUUGGUCUAGAGACUCCAGGUGUUUAGAAAAAUUAAAAAUUACUACAAAACCCCAACAUCAAAUAUGAUUGUGUUUUAGUUGGAUAUUUUUCAUUAUCUUUUAUCAUUAACAUAGAGAGUAAAUGUGUUUUUUUAUCUUUAGCUUGUUGUUGACCUUAUGCACUUUUUCUACUGACAAACUGCCCUAACAUGUAAUAUUGUGAGACCCCGCUGGAUCCAGAUUGUAGGAAGAAGCAAGAAGGUAUUUAUGCGAAAAUCAAACAAUUUACUGCCAAUCACAAAAGACAUGAGAGCGCAUUUUGUAUCCUGAUGCUAAACGGGGAAAGUGGUCAAAUGCUGCAAAUCAGCCAUCAGGUUUUUCUCUUUCUCAGUGACCUUUUUCGUGUACUGAGGAUCAAACACCUCCUAUCCCAAGAGGACAGAAGCUUUUUAUGUCUCAAGGAAGUCAGACAUUUUCCCAGUGGACGCGUUCAUCAGGUGUCUAACCCACAAACAGCGUUCGGACUACUUGGAUGUCUUCUUUAAUUCUUUGAUCUAGUUGUGACUCAGUUGAAUGUAUAAGUUUCAAGAUCUGUAGUGGACCAAAAUGAUCUUCCACCUCAGGAUGUGUUCAGCUGUAACGUGCUGAAUGACUGUCGUCAUGUGGCGGAUCAAAAUGUCUCCAGUUUGCAUGAUGUCAGGAUUUGUUUACACUCUCUGAGGUAUGUUUGUAAUGAUUUACUUUUUAAUAUCGUAAUGUCAAAAUACUAUUAUGAAUAUAUACAGUAGCACAGUAACAAUACUAAUAGUGAUAUUGAUGUGCUUUUAAGGUUAAAGGAGGAGAUUUAAAUUGCGCCAGAUUUUUCUUUCUACCAAAAAAAGUUUUUUUUAAGUCUUGCUUUUUACUUAUAUGUGUGCCAGUGCAUUGAAUUACUUUGUGGUUAUGUAAAAUAUGCUACUGAAAAUCUUAUUGUAAGCCAAUUCAAAUUUCUUAUGCCUGAAUAUUUUAAUUCAUUUGGUAUGCUUUUUUUUUGUUCUUCUUUUUUGUCUGCACUUUUGCCUCUCUGAGGUUUAAGGUCAAGAAUAAUAUGGAUUCAUAGGUUUGCAGGUUUUCAGCUUCUAAGAUGUAACUGAUGAUACUGACAUGGUAGCUAACAUAUGUCUGGUUAUCAGACCUUUUUCUUUUUACUAUUUCCAGUCUGGCUUCAGUCCCUAGCUUCUUUUUUUGUAUGAUAUUUCCAUACAGACAGGAAUGCAUUUAUGUUUUUUUGAAAUGUGCAGUAUGUUAUUUCAAUAUAAAAAAAAAAUGUUCAUGGAUAGUCGCCACAUAUGCAUGCAUGCAGCUUGUACCAGUCGUGCAGGUUUAUUAUAAUAUAUGCCACUAUUUUCUGACAUGAUUUAGAGAAUGGUUGUCUUAUGUUUUUUAUCCAAUUUGCAGAUUUAAUUCACAGCUUGGUCUUCUACUGCAUUAAAGGUUUCCAUUCAAAACUA